Myotis daubentonii (Daubenton's bat) is the source of this 5629-nucleotide messenger RNA. RefSeq names its product E3 ubiquitin-protein ligase RBBP6-like. The coding region runs from base 353 to 5629 and encodes 1758 amino acids. NCBI's taxonomy places the organism in Eukaryota, Metazoa, Chordata, Mammalia, Chiroptera, Vespertilionidae. The transcript has a single exon. The record is from RefSeq and is a predicted model, not a curated record.
GCUGGGUCACUCGGACUUUUAACGUGGGGGCUCACCACGACUGACUGCACGGCCUGCCGGCCCUUAGCACGAGCGAGGGGAACCCGGCUGGGUGACGCGGUGCCCGUUCGAGGAGCCCCUGGCCCUCCCGCCCUCGGCCGCCUCCUGUGCGUGAAGUGAUUCCGCGGUCCGGGUCUGGAUUGCGGUUCUCGCGCCCCUGCUGUGGGGAGCGGGUGUUUAACCCGAGGCCUUCGGUCCUUCGGUGUCUUGGGAGUGUUCUGUGUAUGUACAUAUUCUGCUCUUAAGUUGAUAAGUACACAUAUAUUGAGCGUGUCCACGCCUCCUCGCCGAUCCUUAGGAGUCCUUUGGCACCAUGUCCUGUGUGCAUUAUAAAUUCGCUUCCAAGCUCAACUAUGCCAGCGUCACCUUUGAUGGGCUGCACAUCUCCCUCUGCGACCUAAAGGAGCAGAUUAUGGGGAGAGAGAAGCUGAAAGCUGCCAAGUGCGACCUGCAGAUCACCAACGCGCAGACCGAGGAAGAAUAUACUGAUGAGAGCGCUCUGAUUCCUAAGAAUUCAUCUGUAAUUGUUAGAAGAAUUCCUAUUGGAGGUGUGAAAUCUAUAAGCAAGACGCACCUUAUACAUCGAACUGAACUAGUGAUGGGAACUUCAAAAGUAAUUGAUGACUCUUCUGCAUCUAUUUCUCUGGCCCGGCUUACAAAGACUGCCAAUCUUGCUGAAGCCAAUGCUUCUGAAGAAGAUAAAAUUAAAGCAAUGAUGUCGCAAUCUGGCCAUGAAUACGACCCCAUCAAUUACAUGAAGAAGCCUCUAGGUCCACUAUCUCCAUCUUAUACCUGUUUCCGCUGUGGUCAAGCUGGCCAUUUUAUUAAGAAUUGCCCAACAAACAGGGAUAAGAACUCCGAAUCUGGUCCUAGGAUUAAAAAGAGCACUGGAAUCCCCAGAAGUUUCAUGAUGGAAGUGAAGGAUCCCAACAUGAAAGGUGCAAAGCUCACCAACACUGGAGCAUACGCAAUACCAACUAUAGAUGCAGAAGCAUAUGCAAUUGGGAAGAAAGAAAAGCCACCUUUCUUAUCAGAGGAGCCCUCUUUGUCUUCUGAAGAGGAUGACCCUAUCCCAGACGAGUUGCUGUGUCUCAUCUGCAAAGACAUCAUGACCGAUGCCGCUGUCAUUCCCUGCUGUGGAAACAGCUACUGUGAUGAGUGUGUAAGAACAGCACUCUUGGAAUCAGAGGACCAUACAUGCCCAACGUGUCAUAAAAAUGAUGUCUCUCCGGAUACUUUAAUUGCCAAUAUAUUCUUGCGACAGGCUGUUAAUAACUUCAAAAAUGAAACUGGAUAUACAAAAAGACUACGGAAAAAGUUGUCCCCCAAAGCACCCCCAAUACCGCCACCGAGACCACUCAUUCAGCGGAAUCUACAACCUCUGACGAGAUCUCCAACAUCAAGACAACAGGAUCCUCUGAUGAUUCCAGUGACAUCUUCAUCAGGCCACCCGGCUCCCUGUAUAUCUUCAUUGACUUCUAAUCAGUCUUCCUUAGCCCCUGCUGUGCCUGAAAAUUCAUCUACCCCAGCGCCUGGACCUGAUGUAACUGUAAAGGUCUCCGUAUCAGUCCACUCAGAAAAAUCAGAUGGGCCUUUCCAGGAUUCUGAUCAUGAAAUAUUGCCAGCUGCAGCCCUUGCCUCAGAACAUUCAAAGGGAACCUCUUCAAUAGCAAUGACUACCCUUAUGGAGGAGAAAGAUUACCAGGUGCCUGUGCUUGGAAGCCCAUCUUUGCUUGGACAGCCAUUAUCGCAUGGACAGUUGAUCCCUACAACUGGUCCAGUAAGAAUAAAGGCUGCUCAUCCACGUGGUGGUCGACCAGGUUGGGGGCUUUCCAACAAGCCUGGAUAUCUGGCUUCUCUGCCACAGCAAAGUAGGAGGGGAGAGAGGAGUGGCUACAGAAGUAUAAACCGUGGACGACACCACAGCGAAAGAUCACAGAGAACUCAAGGCCCGUCACUACCAGCAACUCCAGUUUUUGUGCCUGCUCCACCCACUCCUCUGUACCCACCUCCUCUACAUACACUGCCUCUCCCUCCGGCUGUUCCUCCACCACGGUUUUUUCCUCAGUUUCCUCCUGGCCUGCCAACACCUGCUGGGUAUAGCAUCCUUCCCCCCAAGUUCCCUCCAGCGCCAGCCAAUUUAUCAACACCUUGGGUAUCAUCAGGAGUGCAGACUGCUCAUCCAAAUACCAUCCCAGCAACACAAGCAGCACCACUGUCCAGGGAAGAAUUCUAUAGAGUGCAGCGAUGGCUAAGAGAAGAGUCUAAAUCUCCCUAUAGUGGUUCCUCAUACUCCAGAAGUUCUCAUACUUACUCUAAAUCAAGAUCUGGUUCAACACGGUCACGUUCUUAUUCUCGAUCAUUUAGCCGCUCGCACUCUCGUUCCUGUUCUCGAUCACCUCCAUACCCCAGAAGAGGCAGAGGCAAGAGUCGAAAUUACCGCUCAAGGUCUAGAUCUCAUGCAUAUCAUCGGUCUAGGUCAAGGUCAACACUAUAUAGACGAUAUCAUUCACGAUCAAGGUCCCCUCAAGCAUUUAGGGGACAGUCUCCAAAUAGAUGUACUGUACCACAAGGGGAAACAGAACGUGAAUAUUUUAAUAGAUACAGAGAAGUUCCACCACCAUAUGACAGAAAAGCUUAUUAUGGGAGAGGUGUUGACUUUAGAGACCCAUUGGAAAAAGAGCAAUACCGAGAAUGGGAGAGAAAAUACACAGAGUGGUAUGAAAAUUACUACAAAGGUUACGCUGCUGGAGCACAGCCUCGACCAUCAGCAAAUAGAGAGAACUUUUCUCCAGAGAGGUUUUUACCACUUCAUAUCAGGAAUUCUCCCAUUACAAGGGGCCCCAGAGAAGAUUAUUCGGGUGGACAAAGUCAUAGAAGUCGAAACAUAAGUGGUAGCAACUAUCCAGAAAAGCUUUCAACAAGAGACAGUCACAAUCAGAAGGAUAGCACAAAGUCAACAGAGAAGGAGAGCAACAGUGCUGCAGGAGACGGUAAAGGAAGUAAACAUAAGAAACAUCGAAGGCGGAGAAAGGGGGAAGAAAGCGACGGCUUUCUAACCCCAGAGUUGUUAGAACCUUCUAGAAAAUCAAGAGGAACCACAAGUGGCGAGGAAAGUACAACAGACUCAUUAUCUGUUCUUCCGAGUAGAGAUGAACCCAUGGACGCAGAACCCGUCCCUUUUAAAUCAGUGUCUGAAAAACACAGGAGAGGAAAGGAGAAGCCCAAAGCAAAAGGAGACAAGACCAAACGAAAAAAAGGUGGAUCUUCUGAGUCCCAAAAAGAAAACGUCAAACCUGCUAAGGGAUCCCAGGAAAAACUAGAGGGAGAGGGUGAAAAAUCUCCAUCUGAACCUCCACUUAAAAGAGCCAAAGAGGAGACGCCAAAGACUGACAGUGCUAAGUCAUCAUCUUCCUCUCAAAAAGAUGAAAAGGCCAUCGGCACCCCCAGAAAAGCUCACUCUCAGUCAGCAGAAGAACACCAAGAGACAGAACCUAUCAGAGAGGAAAGAGUGAAGACAGACUAUUCCAAAGACGUCAAAUCAGAAAAACUAACUAGUAAGGAAGACAAGGCCAAGAAGCCUACUGAGAACAGGAAGCCUCUUGACAGCAAAGGAGAAAAAAGAAAAAGAAAAACUGAAGAGAAAGAUGUAGAGAACGACUUGGAAUCAUCUUCAAUGAAAGUCUCUAAACUCGAAGUAACUGAAAUAGGGAAGCCAUCGCCAAAACGCAAAAUGGAACCUGAUAUUGAAGAGAUGGAUAGGACCCCUGAAAAGGACAAAACUUCAUCAUCCACAGCCCCAGCCAAAAAAAUUAAGCGCAACAGAGAAACUGGUAAAAAAACUGGAAGUACAGAAAAUAUGUCUAAUACAAAAGAAACCUCUGAAACAUUGGAGUCAACAUCUAGCACAGUUAAACAAGAAAAAGUCAAAGGAAAGGUCAGACAAAAAGUAACUGGAACCGAAGGAUCCAGCUCUACUCUUGUGGACUAUACCAGUGAGAGUUCAACUGGAGGCAGUCCUGUGAGAAAAUCUGAAGAAAAAACAGAUACAAAGCGAACUGUCAUUAAAAUGAUGGAAGAAUAUAAUAAUGAUAAUAUAGCUCCUGCUGAAGAUGUCAUUAUUAUGAUUCAGGUCCCUCAGUCCAAAUGGGAUAAAGAUGACUUUGAAUUGGAGGAAGAAGAUGUUAAAGCCACACAGCCUGUAUCAAGUGUAGGAAAACCUGCCAGUGUUAUAAAAAAUGUUAGCACUAAACCAUCAAAUAUAGUCAAGUAUACUGAAAAAGAGAGCGAGCCAGCAGAGAAACUUCCAAAACUCGACAAGGAAGGGAGCCAUGAAAUCCUACAACAUGAGGUCAAAGGUUCAAAAAACUCUACAUCUAGUGAAAAAGGGAAAACCAAAGAGAGAGAGAUGGAUCAUUCAGUGUUGGAGAAGGAAAAUCCUGAAAAGAGGAAGAGCAGCAUUCAGCCAGAGAAAGAUAGUAAUUUGGACCGUCUCAAUGAACAAGGUAAUUUUAAAAGUUUGUCUCAAUCUUCCAAAGAGACUAGAACUUCAGAUACGCGUGAUUCCACUUGCGGUUCCUCAAAUAGAGACUUUACUCCCAGUAGAGACCAAAAAACGGACUAUGACAGCAGAGAAUAUUCAAGUUCCAAGCGUAGAGAUGAACGGAAUGAAUUAACAAGAAGAAAAGACUCUCCUUCUCGGAGCAAAGAUUCUGCAUCUGGACAGAAAACUAAGCCAAGGGAGGAGAGAGGUUUGCCUAAAAAAGGAACAGGAGAUUCCAAGAAAAGUAAUUCUAGUCCCUCAAGAGAUAAAAACCCGCAUGAUCAUAAAGCCACUUCUGAUACUAAACGCUUAAGUGAAGAGACAAAAUCUGUAGAUAAAAAUCCUUGUAAGGAUCCUGAGAAGCAUAUGUUAGAAACAAGGACCAGUAAAGAGUCAAGUGGCAAUAAAUUACUUUAUAUACUUAAUCCACCAGACCCACAGACUGAAAAAGAGCAGGUUGCUGGGCAAAUUGAUAAGAGUGCUUCCAAGCCUAAACCCCAGUUAAGUCACUCCUCUCGACUUUGCUCCAACUUAACUAGAGAAACUGAUGAAGCUGCUUUUGAACCAGAUUAUAAUGAAAAUGACAGUGAAAGCAAUGCAUCAGGAAUAAAAGAGAAAGAUGCUUUGGGGAAAAUUUCUAAGGAACUGAAAGAUAAAGUCAUAGAGAAAGUAAAAGAGAGCCCAGACACAGCAGCAGUCAGCCAGAUAGGUGUCACCAGGAGCCAGAGGCAGAGCAGUCCCAGUGUUAGUCCAAGUAGAAGUCACAGCCCUUCUGGAAGCCAAACUCGAAGCCACCGUCGCCGUGCCAGCUCGGCAGAAAGUCAGGACGGCAAGAAGAAGAAGGAAAAGAAGGAAAAGAAAAAGCACAAGAAACAUAAAAAACAUAAGAAGCAUAAGAAACAUGCAGGCCCUGAAGCAGAAUGGGAAAAAAGCCAGAAACAAAAACACAAGAAAAAGAAAUCAAAGAAGAGCAAAGAUAAAGAUAAGGAACAGGAGAAGGUGGAGAAGGAGAAAGACGACCAAAAAGUGAAAUCUGUCACUGUGUAG